AUGUCCCAGCAUAUUGUACUUGCAAUAAAUGUGCAACUGUUCCCUUUUUCAACGUUAAUAUAUUUAGAAAAGCAUUUACUGGAUCUUUACACAAUUUUCAAACAGCAGGCGGAAACACAAACGGAGCAAACAGAAUUGCUGGAUUUACCAGUGCCAAAAUUGAGUGAGGAACGGAAUGCACCAAUAGGUUUGCCAAUGCAAGGAAUAAGUGGAGAAAUAGAAGGAUGCUGGAACGAAGGGUCUAAAAGAUAUAGAGAAUUCAUGAAUUUACCAUUCGAAGAAGAGAGCGUUGAAUGA
Messenger RNA from Loa loa (African eye worm), 297 nucleotides. RefSeq lists its product as hypothetical. Lineage: Eukaryota; Metazoa; Nematoda; Chromadorea; Rhabditida; Onchocercidae. Bases 1 to 297 code for a protein of 98 amino acids. The transcript is spliced from 2 exons. The record is from RefSeq and is a predicted model, not a curated record.